CUGUCUUUUGUUUUCGUUUAAAUAUCGUGACAGAGACAGAGACAGAGACAUAGACAGAGAGAAUUCCAGCUUCAAUGGAGAAGGAGAAGAAAGCAAAGGAAACUGAAGAAAAUCACGAAGAAGAAGAAGAAGAAGAAAUAGAAUUCAAAGACUGUGAAAAUGAAGGCCAAGAGGAAGAGCAAAAGGAAUCCAUUGGCGAUGAGGUAGAACGAAGCAAAAAUCGGUAUCAUGAGAGCUCUCGCCGAAAGAGAAGACCCAUCUGCUAAGGAUGCUGAUGAUUUUAUGAUCCGGAGAUUCCUUCGAGCUCGUGAUUUGGAUAUAGAGAAAGCAACCGCCAUGUUCUUGAAGUACUUAAGCUGGAGAAGAACGUUUUUGCCCAAAGGAUUCGUAUCCGAAUCGGAGAUUUCAACUCAAUUAGCUGAUAACAAGCUUUGUAUGCAAGGGGUUGAUAAACAGGGUCGGCCUAUUGUUGUUACCUUUGGGGGUCGACAUAAGCCCACCAAAGGAAACCUGGAGGAAGUCAAACGCUUCGUUGUGUAUGGUUUAGAGAAAAUUUGUGCCAGAAUGCCAAAAGGACAAGAGAAGUUUGUGGCAAUUGGUGAUCUCGAAGGAUGGGGAUACUCGAACAGUGAUAUUCGUGCAUAUUUGGCAUCUCUAUCAAUUCUCCAGGAUUGCUACCCGGAGAGGCUUGGGAAAUUGCUUAUUGUUCAUGCGCCCUACAUAUUCAUGACUUCCUGGAAGGUUGUUUACCCAUUCAUCGACAGCCGAACCAAGAAGAAGAUUGUUUUUGUUGAGAACAAAAAGCUGAAAUCCACUUUGCUCAAGGACAUUGAUGAAAGCCAACUUCCAGAUAUAUAUGGAGGUAAAUUGCCAUUGGUUCCUAUUGAGGAAUGCUAACUUGACCCCCUAGUUUCCUUCUUUACUUGCACUACAGGCUACAGCUUGUAUAUUGAGAUUAUAUUG
Messenger RNA from Hibiscus syriacus, 963 nucleotides. Its product is annotated as phosphatidylinositol transfer protein 3-like. The transcript is spliced from 6 exons. NCBI's taxonomy places the organism in Eukaryota, Viridiplantae, Streptophyta, Magnoliopsida, Malvales, Malvaceae. The record is from RefSeq and is a predicted model, not a curated record. The coding region runs from base 229 to 897 and encodes 222 amino acids.